Molecule: messenger RNA, 645 nt
Organism: Westerdykella ornata
Lineage: Eukaryota; Fungi; Ascomycota; Dothideomycetes; Pleosporales; Sporormiaceae
Exons: 2
Coding region: 1-645 (214 amino acids)
Source: RefSeq, a predicted model, not a curated record
AUGGUUCUUCUCAAUAAUGAUUUUAACGUUGCGAAAGAGAAGAUAUGGCAGGGCCACAAGCUCCUCACAAAGCCCACGCUCGAUGGCAACGGCAAAAUGAUGGAGAACGAAGAGAACUCAAAGACGUUGGAUUGGCUUUUCAUUAACAAGUAUUACAAUGACAAAAAGGUUGAGAAAUGGCUCGAUAACCGAGGCAUGUGCAAAGCCAUAUACCAGUUCGAUACCCUCAUGGCCUUGGUACAAUAUCACAACGAUCCCUAUAUCCAAGAGGUAAUGCGAGCUCAAGUCAGACGAGUAGGGGAGGCGUUUGACUAUGUUGAAGACGAUAUAAUACCGACUCAGCAGAGCGGGUACACGAAGAGAAAUAUAAAGAAAGAAUGGAUUGACUGGAUGAAGGAGACGCACAAAAAUCGUUUGGAGAGUUUAAACGAAGCGCUGGAGUACGCCGUGAAAAUAUUUGAAAAGAAAUCCACUGUCAUCACAAAAAUUAAACGGUGGGACUUUUCGGGUUUAUUUAGGAGGGAGGUAAAGGACCCGAACUGUGGUUUUGAGCCGGAUGACGCUGUCAUGGAAAAACGUGUCAAGCUUCUACUGGAAGCAUACAAGAAGUUGCCCAAAGUAGACACGGAGCUAAAACUAGACUAG